This is a messenger RNA of Manduca sexta (tobacco hornworm), 5914 nucleotides long. RefSeq names its product zinc finger protein MSN2. The transcript has 3 exons. Gene Ontology annotation, cellular component: nucleus; cytoplasm. The record is from RefSeq and is a predicted model, not a curated record. Gene Ontology annotation, molecular function: RNA polymerase II cis-regulatory region sequence-specific DNA binding; DNA-binding transcription factor activity; histone deacetylase binding. Gene Ontology annotation, biological process: cell fate commitment; regulation of transcription by RNA polymerase II. Lineage: Eukaryota; Metazoa; Arthropoda; Insecta; Lepidoptera; Sphingidae. The coding region runs from base 830 to 2545 and encodes 571 amino acids.
UUUGUUCGGGAGGGAGGUUGGAGGCACUCAUACAAGCGAGGGAGAGGCUGUGUUGGCGCUGGCUGUCAGUUUACCGUUGCGAGGCGCGUAGUGCGGCCGGACGCUGGACCGCCACCCGCGCGCCGCCGGCACCUCGAACCUCUUUGCCGCUGCCUGGACUCAGUAAUCUGGACUGCAUCGGGACUCUAAGGACUCAAUUAUUCUCUGUGCUCCCUUCAGAGCGUUUAUGGACUUAGCAUCUGACUUGAUCUCUUGCUUAGAGACAAAGUGCUACAACUCGUGCUUAACUGGAGUGUUAAUCCGAAUUCUGGGUGUUUAUUGGAUAGCUUCUUUAUCAUCGGAGACAUUAAGACGCUAUUUAUCACCUAAAGCGACCACAACAAAGAUAAACUUCACCUGCGGCUUUCGAGAUCUUCAAUUAAAUCAUGGAAAAUAUCCAGUCUUCAAUAAUCUCUGCGGAAAGCCUGACGAACUAAUUUCUUGAUCGGCUGGAAAUAGGGUUGGGGUGAAUAAUGGAAAAAAGGAACGUUCGGAUCAAAUUCGCACACUCGAUUGGUCCGCCGAUUGACUCGAACACGUUGGGCACGUCCGAGUAGCACCCCAGCCCGCGCCCUGCACGUCCUGUACACACGCACUAUCAGUUACCGACGCUCUAGCGACUGCCAAUAAAGUACAAGUCAUUCCGGGUUAUUCACUUAUUUAAAUUUAGAUAUAUUUAUUGUAGUACAAAGACAAAACUGAACACAAAUUCUACGUACUUGAUGAUACAAAAAUAAAUAGGAGAACGAACCGACAAGUCGUUCCUCAGUUAAAUAUUGAAACGGUAGUCAUGACGGCCACUGCCCCAGAACUCUCAAAGUCGGAUUUCUUUGAUUUCGUCACGUCCAACGAAGUUACAGAUGCGCAAUACAAACAACAGAUGCGUUCUGUUAAUGUGUUCAUGGAAUCACCUGACUCAAGAUCGAAUCCUUUGCUCUCGGAAGAGCCAAAAGAGCAGAACAACAACAGCCUCCUGAGUGUAGCGGGAGCCCAGGCCAGCGCCAACAGCACUCUGUCUGCCGCCACCACCUCCACCACGCUGCAGAGCUUUGACUCCAUCUGGAACGUUGACCGCGAUCGCGAACGCUUAGAUACCACUAUGUUAGAGGAUCUCAAUAAAUUCACAUACUGGAACCAAGAAAGUGAUAUAAACGGCACGCAUCCUUGCACGGAUACAGCUAUAUCUAAUAAGCUGAUAAACAAUACAGACGGACACAUAUACACGUUGACAGUCCUCAACCAAGACGUCUCCGAAACGAGUUCCAAUCGUUUCUGGAGCAAAGAAGAAGACGUAUCCAUGUCUAGUCCGCCGGAACUAGAACAAAAUUCUUCAUUAGAUCUCGAAUCUAUAUUAAAUAUGAACGGUUUUCCUAAUGAUUUUAGCCAAGAUAUACAAAAGGUAGAAGGUUUUCAUUAUGAGGAGGGUGAAUCGGAAAGUCGAAAUACUGACAUGAGCACAAGUAAUUUAAUUAAGGUAGAGCAGUACAACUAUGAUGACAACGAAUUUUCUAACAACGAUAAAAAUGAAGAUCCUAAUAGUCCUACACUAAUCGGCACCCCUAGCUUAUUAGAAAGCCAAGUGGAAUACAACAAUAACAACAACGAUUGGAAAAUAACUGAUCAGAACACUGAAUCAAAUGAGUCUUUACUAAGAAGCGCACUGCAAGGAAAAGCAGUAAUUAGAUACAAUACCACGCUCAAAAAUCCAAAAAUUCCCAAUACGGAUUCGAAAAUGGUAAUAAUUAAUAAUAACAAUAAACCAGAUGUUCCAUCAAUGUAUCAAGAUGGAAAGGACGCUGACCCGGAACUGCUGAUGGCAAUUUCACCUCCCAACGGCAACGUCAAUAUAUCGAUAUUAUUAGAGGAUCCGAACACAACGGUGAUCUCCAAUGCGGAAAAUCCCACGUCCACGCAACAGAGCGUCGACGACAUAUUGUUGUCACAACUAGACGCUAAUUAUCCCGAGGACUACGAGAAACUGAAACGGAUAGCGACGGAGCUCGGCGAGUCUAUGCAACCUUUUUGCACGGUGGAGCCGCUCGACCCCACGCGCAGUGUUUACAACAUCCACCACUUGAAUGGGGAACUUGUGACCAUGAUCCCCGCCGGCGACGUCCAAUUACAACAACACGUGCAGAUUGUGACCGCCUCACCUACAGUCACGAGCACAAAACCUACUCGCAAAAAAAGUAAGGGCUUACAGAAGAAUCCGCCACUGCCGAUGCAGGCCCAAUCGGGCACUGCCAUCCAGGCGGCAACUUCUACGUCGAAUGGCGUCAGAAAGGAGAGAUCGCUGCAUUAUUGCUCUAUAUGUUCAAAAGGAUUCAAAGACAAAUACUCUGUGAACGUUCAUGUAAGGACACAUACGGGUGAAAAACCGUUUACGUGUUCUCUUUGUGGCAAAAGUUUCCGUCAAAAGGCGCAUCUUGCGAAGCAUUAUCAGACGCACGUAGCGCAGAAGAGCGCCGCGGCCAACGGAGCCGUGAAGCCCAGCAAGCAGAGGUAACCGCGCCGCCCGCGCCCCUCUCACCUUAUUAUUCAAUCGGACAAUAACUUUGAUAGUCAAUUGAACGUUAUCACGAUUAUAAAUUAUAUACUUUUUAAUCGAGCUUAAAGGCUGAAAUAUCACAGAUUUUGGUAAGGUGCUAAUAAAAUAGUAAUCAUAGAGACGUAAGGCAGUUUACGAAGGAGAGACGCGGGGGUUCUCGCCGUUAUCUUAAUUGUUAAUUUGUGUGUAAUUCCGUCCGUUACCGAAUACUUAUUAGCUUUAGCUAUGAUAUGUGUAUACUAAUAAUUGUUUUGUAAUUAUGUUCUACCUGAAAAUAAAUAUACGUAGUCAUAAUGUUAUAAGCACAAGUAUAAAGAAAAUGAAGGUGAGCGUCGUGUUACUGGCAAAAUUUUACAAAAUCGUUUGUCAUCUGCCUAAUGACGUUACUUUUGGAACAAUAUAGUUUAAUAGAGAUUUAUUUUUCAUCGAUAAGUGAACGAAACAUCAGAUAAUCAGGCAACAAUGAUGAGCAGCGUUGGGAUUACUGCUCGCCGCCGCCGUAAUUUCUCCCGCUGCGCGGCCGACUGAACUUUCUAAAAAUAAAAAAAUACAGAGUAAAAGAACAAGCAUUCAGAACAUACUCUCUUUCACCGUUCAACUAUCGCAUCUCUACACAAUAUUCCCCUUAGUUCGGUCGGCGAUUAUUUUAUUUUUUUUUCUUGUGAAUUGGCGUAAUAUCUCUGUGUAAAUCUCUAUUUUAUAAAUAAAGUUGUUUUUGCGGCCGACUUAAAGCUUUACAUUAAUAAAUUAACUAUAACACGUGGAGCUAUAAUCUGCACAUCCACGUCGGACGAGUUGUGAGCGGUAUCCAAUCCCCAGUAUUAUAUAUUUCAUACUGGGAGAGGCCUGAUUGCCUUCAGAUUGCUAUAAAUUAGAAACACAAUUGGUGUUUCAAUCGCGGUCUUUAAAAUUGUAGUCCCUUUCUCGUCUAACAAAUUGGCCUUUCUUUGUUCAAUAGGUACCGGAGUUUACAACGCGGUACCUUCAACCACCAUUAUAUUUUAAAAGUAUAUCAAGAAAAUUGUACCCUGAUAUUGUUUGCCUCAAAAGCACACCAGGGAUCAUUUUAUGUGGCUUCCCAUAAUUAUUGCUUAUUAGCCAUGUAUCGGUGAUCUCGGAUAUGAAAGUGCAUUAAUGGACACCGCUGUACCUACGGAGAAAGUAAUUACCCAAUGUAGAGAUUUAAAAUGUUACGCUAUUUUCAACUGUUUACAUAGAAUGUGAAUAGUGACCACGUGGUGGUCACGAACAUGUAAAUACAAAUAUGUAUACGCGUCUAAUAAAGAUGGAUGGUUGUAAAAUUAAACUUUCACUAUUUGAUUCAAUUUGAACAUUAUCUUUUUUAGCAAACACUUGUUCAGAUCUACAACAAGCUUAUAAUUAUAUAGUUCAUAAAUAUAUUCUUAAGAUCAUUAAUAAAGUAUUAUGAAUGUUAAUUAAAAUAUGACUAAAUAAAGCAGAUCUUUGGAAUGGAAUAGAUAGCCUCGCAUUUUUGACGACAGUAAAUUAAAACUUUCAUCAGGUACUUAAUAAACCAUUUGCACAUAUUUCACGAAAUAAAGACUUUUCUUAACAUAUGUUUCCUACUGUUCAUUUAUAUCAAUUCAUUAGAAAUAAUCAGGUGACUCGUAAAACUUUAUAAUAUGUAUUCUGGAUGACAUUAAAUACAAACAUUAAUUUAACAUGUGACAAAUCGUUAAAAUUAACUCGUAGAUGUUAAAUUCAAAUAUAUCUGAAUGCAACGUAAUGGAAAUGAUUAAAAUGUGUUCGUGCUACUUUAUAAUAAUAGUUUAAUUAAGUGCUGCGUUUGAAAUUAAACCACAGGCUUAAGGUCAUAUUGAUUGAUUUUUUGGCCUCCGCACGUCAUACCGCUGUAUCAUACAUCUGUUCGUACAAUGUCAUUUCUACACGACCUAGCACUUUUUUCUAGCAAUAGAGACCUUUUAUAGAGCGUUAUAAGUAAUUUACAAUAUCGUUUAUAUCAAAUAUGUGAGACGGAUAGUCACUGGCGAUCAGUUAGGCAGAAAAUAAAUGAUGCUUAUUUUACUUAUUAUUUGCCAGACACAAGCGCGCCCUGUCAUUUCUAAACAGUGAAACAAUGUGAAGUGCUCAUAACAAACUUUGUAAAGCGUUGUGCAUAUUAACAUUACGCAAUAUAAUACUCUUGGACUAUUUUAUAAGUUACAGUAAAUCUAUUUAUCAGAUAAUAUGUACCCAUAUUAUGAUCAUCGGAAAUAAAAAAUCAAUUUGCCGUUUCCGUGUGGAUCUUGCCAAUAACCAUUUAAAAUAAUUAUUAUAUAAUUUAAAUACCAACAAUCACUGCCUACAAAUCCUUCAUUACUAUUAAUUUAUUUCAGUGCAAAUUGUGUCAAAUUAAAAUAUAUUUGAGCAAAAGUUUACAAACAUUUACCGUUUAGUUGUCUGAUUAACAUCAUACGUAGUAGAGGUCUAAGUAAUACAGUAUACAGUAAUACAAUAUCUUUAACCACUAUGUUCGAAGUCUCAAGUAAAAAAUGCAUAUUUGCGCACACAAUUUCACUGGAUGAAACCGCCUUGAUUGAGUUUCGUACAUAAAUAAAGUUCUCUACGUACGUAUAAUGUAGAUAUCCUAGAUAAGCUACAUAGAAUGCUUUUUUCUAUCGUGGACGUAGAUAUAUAUUUUUAGAAAUAUAUAGUUAUAUAGUCAGAGUAAACUCGUUUUAACAAUACUCAUUAUUUUGUAAAUAUUUUUGAUGGAAACGAUUUAUAAUAAGUGAAAACUAAUUUGAGAAGUAAAUUUAUAUUCUACCACUUGUAUCUCAUUAGAUGAUAUUUUGAAAAGAUAGCGAAUUUAUAGAUGUAAUGUGUACCUUAUAAGAACAUUUACAGAAUUACCAGUUUGCUUUAUAAGAGACUAUGACUACCUUUAUAAAUUAUGUGAGUGCAUAAAUGGUUGUUAAUAUAUUCUUGUAAUAUAUUAAAAUAAGUUGGCUUUUUGUCAACAUUAUUUCGAAAAGGAUUUAUUAUUGAAAAGGUUAUUUGAUUGAUUUAUUAUUGCAUUUGUUCCUGAUUUGAUUAUUAGAUUUUAUUUGAUAAUUAUGUCUUGUUUAGAAUUCUAUGAGUAAUUCAUGCAUUAUAUUUAAUUUUUAUGUAGCGAUAAUUAAUCGCUGUUACACAUUAGACGCGUCUUAGGCAUACCCAAUGGCCACUUGCGUCUAGCGACAUGCGCCGCCAGUGCAGAUAGUAAAUGUGGCGGGCGGAACAGUUCAAAUAAACGAGUUAAACGCGCUACAACAAAUCCGUCCAAUGUGUAACCGCGGUAAGGGUGACGUGGACGACCAAGCAAAA